AUGAUGGAUCUUGAUUCCUUAAUGGAGGAGCUCAAGUCCGGGUCCUCGGACUUGGCGAGACUUCUUCGGCGGUUACAAGGAUUUGACAAAGAUACACAGCGACUGCGGAUCUGUGUGGCGUUGAUAGACCAGAUCCUCCCGGUUUACAGAGUGGUUGACUCGGAGGUUCGUGCGCUCGCGGUUGAUUUACUCUGUUGUAGGGUUGGAAUCAGUCAAUUGCUCGUGAAAACAAGAGAGACUGUCAACGAGAAUAGCAGCGACUUGCUGGCGGAUAUUGUCAGCUCACCUAAAUUUGACGGAAUAUUGGGAAACGAGCGAGAAUUCUCAGAACUACGAGGACUUUUAACAGUGAGAGUGAUGGAGACGCUCAAUCGCGCGUCAUUGGAAUUGCACAGCGGCAGAAUAUCCACGGUAGCAGAUCUGUAUCCAGAAUGGCUCUUGGAGAUUGCGCUGCGAAACAAAGUGGAUUGGAGAUUUAUCAAUUCGUGCUUGCGAAUGAAGAAGGUGGACUAUUUUAGAAAAGAGGUGUUUCUUUCGUUGGUUGAGAGGUUUAACAGGAAGCCAGAUUACACGUUUUUGCAGCAGCUGCUCCAUUCCGUUGAUGGUGGCAUUGACGAGUCGAACGCUGCUGGUUUUCUGGAGCUGCUCAAGAUUCUUAAUAUAAACGACUGGCCGUUGGUUGCAAGCAUGGUUACCAAAUCGCCGGUGCACACACAGAAAGUGGUUACCAGACUCAUGACUAAUGCAGAACUGGUGCUGGAAAAACAGCUAUCCCUGUUUGCUCUCAAAUCGUACAUCCAACAGACCCCGAUAGGUGAGCAAGAACGGCUCACAAAUUUUGUGCUUCUGCUGCUGAUGCGACUAGACAAUGCCCAAGUAAUGGACAUUUCGACUCGUCCAGUCUUUCUGAACGCUAUUAGCAACCAUCUGGAAUCAAACACCAACAAAAUACGGUUCCUGGGCAUGUGCGUUGGCGACGUGGUUUAUCAACGACUCAACGGAAAACCCAUGUUUAAUAUCGAUGAACACAACAGAGACAGAGACAAUUUGAUGGCCAGUUUGGAAAAACCAAUUGCCGAUUGUUCAUUGGAAGAGGCGUUCGUGCUGGUUCGCCAAAAGUCCACACAGCUCCAGACUCUCGCGCAAGAGCACAUAAUAAUCAAACCGACACCGGUGACGAUCGACUCCGACCCAGAAGAUUCCGAUGACGAUACCGUCCCGCCUAGAAAAACCGUUCCGAACCCAGUGUACCUGAAGGAAGUGGUUUCCUACUUGCAGGCCGAGUCGCAGACCGACCAGCUGGCCUUUGAGAAACACCAGGCCGUGUUCAAGAUCUUGGCUCCACUGGUGCGCACCAAGCUCCACUCGCAAGAGCUUGAGUUCUAUAGCGAGUCGCUGCUGGACCUUAUCCUGGGACUACCAAACACCUACAAGUUUGAGGAGUUUGAGUCGUGGCGGCUUUCGUGCUGUAUUGCUAUUUGUGUUGGGGACUUUGAGCAAGCCACUGGAUUCUUGAUCAAAUGUUUUGUGACUGGCGAUUUGUCGCUCAACAAACGGAUAUUGAUUCUCAGUUGUUUGAGCCUGACUGCUCGUGAACGGUCCGGAAUAGACGACUCGUUCAUUGCAGGCAAAGAUCCAGUCCCCAACGUGGGAGCACAGAAACUUCCCGAACAUAUCCAUCAGCAGUUCCUCAAAUACGAGCAGGAGCCUGGCGAAACGAAAAAGGAGCUUAAAAAUAUCUCUGAUGGCCUGGAAACACUCCAACUGACAGGAACAGUGACACGGAUAUCAGCUCGUUUAACCAACAAGAAACCAGUGAAAACCAAAGAUACAAAAUUCAUCAACAACCAAUUGCCCAAAAUGUACUUUCUUUUGGUCUCUGUUUGGCAGUUUGUCGACUCCAAGACGCAGUCUGGGUUCCAAGUCGGCAGCUUCUCGGCGAUACUUAAUGCCCAUUUUUUGAAAACGCUGGCUCUUAUCCUGGACUGUGGCAUUCCUUCGUCGAUCCAAGUGCUGGACAUGAUCCGCGAACUUACGUUGGUGCUUAUUCAACAGUUGAAACAGCUGCUGGUCACCUACGAGAACCUUGUGAUGGAAGCAGUGGUGACCUGUUUGCAGACUAUUCUACAAUACGACGGUGGCCUAUUACAGCAAACGCUUUUCAGUCAGUUUCAAACUAUACAGGAAUGUCUGGUAAUCAUUUUGAACAACAACCAGCUGGACGAGCAAGUCGUCAACAACUGCAGAAUCAUCCUUGGACAAUUAGAUAGAAUCACUCCUCAAUUGUGA
Messenger RNA from Ogataea philodendri, 2289 nucleotides. RefSeq lists its product as uncharacterized. The coding region runs from base 1 to 2289 and encodes 762 amino acids. NCBI's taxonomy places the organism in Eukaryota, Fungi, Ascomycota, Pichiomycetes, Pichiales, Pichiaceae. Gene Ontology annotation, biological process: protein stabilization; telomere maintenance via telomerase. The record is from RefSeq and is a predicted model, not a curated record. The transcript has a single exon. Gene Ontology annotation, cellular component: cytosol. Gene Ontology annotation, molecular function: Hsp90 protein binding; telomeric repeat DNA binding.